CGUCUCUGAGGCUUGAGAUAACACAGAAGACUAUUGAAUUUUUGUUGAAAAGUACUACCUACUCUGUGACUGUGUCAGUGGGUCUGUAAGUAAAAGUGUUCUGUGGUCUUAACUCUAAACUCUGAAUAUGACAAUUAAAUUAUUUUCAUUAGUAGCCAACACCAGUUUUCGGACCAUCGGAAGAGCAAUGGCGACCUCGGUAUUUGAGGCGAAUGGAAUUGUUCCGGACGUUAUUCCUAAGGCGCCGGCGGACACUGUACAAGUGUCAUAUCCAAGCGGUGUUACAGUAUCUCAAGGCAAUGAGCUGACUCCCACGAAGGUCAAGGAUGUGCCCAAAGUAUUGUACACCGCAAAUCCUGACGACUUCUACACCCUGGCUAUGACUGACCCCGACGCACCGUCCCGCAAGGAGCCAAAGUUUCGCGAAUGGCAUCACUGGCUAGUUGGGAACAUUCCCGGUGACAACGUGGGGGCCGGGGAGACCCUGUCUGCAUACGUGGGCUCCGGGCCUCCGGAGGGUACCGGCCUACAUCGCUAUGUGUUCCUCGUGUACAAGCAGCCCGGGAAACUCACCUUCGAUGAACCACGACUGACUAAUACUUCUGCCGAUAACCGCGGAGGAUUCUCCAUCGCCAAGUUCGCGAAGAAAUACAACCUGGGUGAUCCCAUCGCCGGUAAUUUCUACCAGGCACAGUACGAUGACUAUGUGCCGCAGCUGUACAAGCAACUAGGAGCUUAAACACUUACGAAUACGUGUUAUAUUUCUGUGGAUUCACGAGAGCUUCU
Molecule: messenger RNA, 786 nt
Organism: Leptidea sinapis
Lineage: Eukaryota; Metazoa; Arthropoda; Insecta; Lepidoptera; Pieridae
Product: protein D2-like
Exons: 5
Coding region: 128-739 (203 amino acids)
Source: RefSeq, a predicted model, not a curated record